Messenger RNA from Mytilinidion resinicola, 665 nucleotides. RefSeq lists its product as uncharacterized. Bases 117 to 548 code for a protein of 143 amino acids. Lineage: Eukaryota; Fungi; Ascomycota; Dothideomycetes; Mytilinidiales; Mytilinidiaceae. The record is from RefSeq and is a predicted model, not a curated record. The transcript has a single exon.
CGAGGGGUUGCAAGAAGAACCACCAUACUGCUUUCACUCUAGACUAUCGUGGAGCGAGGGACUAAUGCGAGGUACAGUUACUUUGCUUUCCUGGCGGUUCUUGCGGUUCUUGCGCAAUGACUCGUGUAGUCGACAACCUAGACCCGACGAGGAUGGGUGAGGGGAUGAGGCGAUCAAACCGCAGGCGAUCAAACUCCUCUAUCCGAUGCGACCUUCAUAGAAAUCGGGCGUUUGCGAUGGAGUCGUUUCUCGAGGUUGAAUUAAGGGCUGGCUUGAAGGCUGGAUCCAGGGUCUCUGGUUGCCUUUUUCUACCACGGCGAGGGGCAAUUGUCAUUUCAGGGUCCAUUUUGGCGCAUGUGGAGUUUGCAGGGCGGUUUCACGGGCACAGGCCCAUCUCCCGAGGGCCCACGGUUCGCGAUGCGCUGAGCCACGAGGCGAUGACGACGACAUCAGCUGUGAUAGACGGCAUUCGAACUGUUAUUACGAGUUUCCUUGCGCUGCGCCUCCUCCAUCUGAGCAACGAGACGAUUAUUGUACUAGCUAUCUAGAUCCUGUAUGGACGACCUCGAAUGGGCAAUGCACUACACAGGACAAUUUAAAACAACAAUUAUUGGCAUUUGGCACGGCCUGCGAUCGCCUGCGGCUCCGUAGCGCGAAAUCGCGAU